UAUAAUGAAGUCUAUUGAUCCUAUUCCCCAUGGAUGAUAAGUCUAUUAAGCACAGAUCACGGAUGGCAUUUUCUUAAUUUUGUGGGCGUCGAAUGGCCAUUUUCAUUGCAUUUUGAAGGCUACAGAUCACGGAUUUGUCCUGAGGCUAUUCUUCUUCUAUGAUUGAGUCCAUUAAGCACCGAUUUGGGCGGAUUUAUUCUGGGUAAAUUUUUGGCAGAUUGCAAAGUUGUACCGUCACAAAUUUGACCGAUUUUUCUGAAAUGCCAUUUUCUUUCGAUUCUGGAGGCUACAGAUCACAGAAUCAGGCCGAGGCUAUUCUCCACCGAUAAUGAAGUCUAGUGAUCAUAUUCUCCACGGAUGAUAAGUCCAUUAAGCACCAAUUUUGGCCAAUUUGUUUUCGGAUGACAUUUUCCUAAUUUUGUGGGCGUUGAAAGGCCAUUUUCUUUAGAUUUUGAAGCCUACAAAUCACGGAUUCCGCCUCAGUCUAUUCUUCAAUGAUGAUUAAGUCCAUUAAGCACCAAUUUGGGCGGAUUUAUUCUGGGUAAAUUUUUGGCAGAUUGCAAAGGGCUACCAUCACAAAUUUUGGGCGAUUUUUACGAAAUGCCUUUUUCUUUCGAUUCUGGAUGAUACAGAUCACAGAAUUAGGCCGAGGCUAUUCUCCACCGAUAAUGAAGUCUAUUGAUCCUAUUCUCCACGGAUAAUUAAGCACCGAUUUGGGCCAAUUUAUUUAUAGAUGGCAUUUUCCUAAUAUUUUGGGCGUCGAAAGGACAUUUUCUUUGGAUUUUAAAGGAUACGGAUCCGGGAUUCGGCCUAAUGCUAUUCUUCAACGAUGAUUAAGUCCAGUAAGCAUCAAUUUGGGAGGAUUUGUUCCGGGUCAAUUUUUGGUUGAUUACAAAGGGGUACCAUCAAAGAUUUUGCGCGAUUUUUCCCAAAUGCCACUUUCUUUCGAUUCUGGAGGCUACAGAUCACGGAAUCAGGCCGAGGCUAUUCUCCACCUAUAAUGAAUCCUAUUGAUCAUAUUCUCCACGGAUGAUAAGUCUAUUAAGCACCGAUUUGGUCCAAUUUAUUUUUGGAUGGCAUUUUCGUAAUUUUGUGGGCUUUGAAAGGCCAUUUUCUUUGGAUUUUGAAGGCUACAUAUCACGGAUUCGGCCUGAUGCUAUUCUUCAACGAUUAUUACGUCCAUUAAGCACCGAUUUGGGCAGAUUUAUUCAAGGUAAAUUUUUGGCAUAUUGCAAAGGUGUACCAUCAUCGAUUUUGGGCGAUUUUUCCGAAAUGUCAUUUUCUUUCGAUUCUGGAGGCUACAGAUCACGGAAUCAGGCCAAGGCUUUUCUCCACCUAUAAUGAAGUAUAUUGAUCCUAUUCUCCAUGAAUGAUAAGUCCAUUAAGCCCCGAUUUGGGCCAAUUUAUUUUCGGAUGGCAUUUUCGUAAUUUUGUUGGCGUCGAUAGGCCAUUUUCUUUGGAUUUUGAAGCCUACAGAUCACGGAUUCGGCCUGAGGCUAUUCUUCAACGAUUAUUAAGUCCAUUAAGCAUUGAUUUGGGCGGAUUUAUUCCGGGUCAAUUUUUGGCAGCUUGCAAAGGGGUUCACGGAAUUAGGCCGAGGCUAUUCUCCACCGAUAAUGAAGUCUAAUGAUCCUAUUCUCCACGGAUGAUAAGUCCAUUAAGCACCGAUUUGGGCCAAUUUAUUUUCGGAUGACAUUUUCGUAAUUUUGUGGGCUUCGAAAGGCCAUUUUCUUUGGAUUUUGAAGACUACAGAUCACGGAUUCGCCCUGAGGCUAUUCAUCAACAAUUAUUAAGUCCACUAAGCACCGAUUUGGACGGAUUUAUUCCGGGUCAAUUUUUUGCAGAUUGCAAAGGGGUAGCAUCACAGAUUUUGCGCGAUUUUUUCGAAAUUCCAUUUUCUUUCGUUUCUGGAGGCUACAGAUCACGGAAUUAGACCGAAACUAUUCUCCACCGAUAAUUAAGUCUAUUGAUCCUAUUCUCCAUGGAUGAUAAGUCCAUUAAGCACCGAUUUGGGCCAAUUUAUUUUCGGAUGGCAUUUUCGUAAUUUUGUGGUUGUCGAAAGGCAAUUUUUUUUGGAUUUGAAGGCUACAGAUCACUUCGGCCCGAACCUAUUCUUCAACGAUGAUUAAGUCCAUUAAGCACCGAUUUGGUCACAUUUAUUAUGUGUCAAUUUUUGGCUGAUUGCAAAGGGGUACCAUCACAGAUUUUGGGCGAGAUUUCUCUAAUGUCAUUUUCUUUCGAUUCUGGAUGCUACAAAUCACGGAAUCAGGGCGAGGCUAUUCUCCACCUAUAAUGAAGUCUAUUGAUCUUAUUCUCCAUGGAUGAUAUGUCCAUUAAGCACCAAUUUGGGCCAAUUUAUUUUCGGAUUGCAUUUUUGUAAUUUUGUGGGCGUCGAUAGGCCAUUUUCUUUGGAUUUUGAAGGCUACAGAUUCGGGAUUCAGCAUUAUGCUAUUCUUACCUGAUGAUUAAGUCCAUUAAUCACUGAUUUGGGCGGAUUUAUUCCAGGUUAAUUUUUGGCAUAUUGCAAAGGGGUACCAUUACAGAUUUGGGUGAUUUUUACGAAAUGCUUUUUUCUUUAGAUUUUGGAGGCUACAGAUCCCAAAAUUAGGCCGAGACUAUUCUCCACCGAUAAUGAAGUCUAUUGAUCCUAUUCUCCACGGAUGAUAAGUCCAUUAAGCAACGAUUUGUGCCAAUUUAUUUUCGGAUGGCAUUUUCCUAAUUUUCUGGGCGUCGAAAGGCCAUUUUCUUUGGAUUUUAAAAGCUACGGAUCCGGGAUUCGGCCUGAUGCUAUUCUUCAACUAUGAUUAAGUCCAGUAAGCAUCAAUUUGGGAGGAUUUGUUCCGGGUCAAUUUUUGGUUGAUUUCAAAGAGGUACCAUCAAAGAUUUUGGGCAAUUUUUCCGUAAUGCCAUUUUCUUUCGAUUAUGGAGGCUACAGAUCACGGAAUCAGGGCGAGGCUAUUCUCCACCUAUAAGGAAUUCUAUUGAUUCUAUUCUCCACGGAUGAUAAGUCCAUUAAGCACCAAUUUGGGCCAAUUUAUUUUCUGAUGACAUUUUUGUAAUUUUGUGGGCGUCGAAAGGCCGUUUUUUUGGAUUUUGAAGGCUACAAAUCACGGAUUCGAUCUAAGGCUAUUCUUCAACGAUGAUUAAGUCCAUUAGGCACCGAUUUGUGCAGAUUUAUUCGGGGUCAAUUUUUGGCAGAUUGCAAAGUGGUCCCAUCACAGAUUUGGGUGAUUUUAUCGAAAUGCCAUUUUCUUUCGAUUCUGGAGGCUACAGAUCACGGAAUUAGGCCGAGGCUAUUCUCCACCGAUAAUGAAGUCUAUUGAUCAUAUUCUCCACAGAUGAUAAGUCCAUUAAGCACCGAUUUGGGCCAAUUUAUUUUCGGAUGGCAUUUUGGUAAUUUUGUGGGCGUCGAAAGUCCAUUUUUUUUGGAUUUUGAAGACUACGAUCACGCAUUCGGCCUGAGUCUAUUCUUCAAUGAUGAUUAAGUCCAUUAAGCACUGAUUAGGGCGGAUUUAUUCUGGGUAAAUUUUUGGCAGAUUGCAAAGGGGUACGUACCAUUACAGAUUCUGGCGCGAUUUUUCCAAAAUGCCAUUUUCUUUCAAUUCUGGAGGCUACAGAUUACGGAAUCAGGCUGAGACUAUUCUCCACCUAUAAUGAAGACUAUUGAUCAAAUUCUCCACGGAUGAUAAGUCCAUUAAGCACAGAUUUGGGCCAAUUUAUUUUCGGAUGGCAUUUUCCUAAUUUUGUGGGCUUCGAAAGGCCACUUUCUUUGGAUUUUGAAGGCUACAUAUUCGGGAUUCGGUCUGAUGCUAUUAUUCAACGAUGAUUAAGUCCAUUAAGCACCGAUUUGGGCGGAUUUAUUCCAAGUCAAUUUUUGGCAGAUUGCAAAGGGGUACAUUCACAGAUUUUGGUGAUUUUUACGAAAUGCCAUUUUCUUUCAAUUUUGGAGGCUACACAUCACGGAAUUAGGCCGUGGCUAUUCUCCACCGAUGAUGAAGUCUAAUGAUCCUAUUCUCCAGGGAUGAUAAGUCCAUUAAGCACCGAUUUGGGUCAAUUUAUUGUCGGAUGGCAUUUUCAUAAUUUUGUGGUCUUCGAAUGGCCAUUUUCUUUGGAUUUUUGAAGGCUAUAGAUCACGGAUUCGGCCCGAGGCUAUUCUUCAACGAUUAUUAAGUCCAUUAAGCACCGAUUAGUGCGGAUUUAUUCCUGGUCAAUUUUUGGCAGAUUGCAAAGGGGUACCAUCACAGAUUUUGGGCGAUUUUUCCGAAAUGCCUUUUCUUUCUAUUCUGGAGGCUACAAAUCACAGAAUUAGCUCGAGGCUAUUCUCCACCGAUAAUGAAGUCUAUUGAUCCUAUUCUCCACAGAUGAUAAGUCCAUUAAGCACCAAUUUGGGCCAAUUUAUUUUCGGAUGGCAUUUUCCUAAUUUUCUGGCCGUCGAAAGACCAUUUUCUUUGAAUUUUAAAGGCUACAGAUCUGGGAUUCGGCCUGAUGCUAUUCUUCAACGAUGAUUAAGUCCAUUAAGCAUCAAUUUGGGCGGAUUUAUUCCAGGUCAAUUUUUGGCAGAUUGCAAAGGGGUACCAUCACAGAAUUUGGGUGAGAUUUCCCAAAUGUCAUUUUCUUUCGAUUCUGGAGGCUACAGAUCAUGAAAUUAGGGCGAGGCUAUUCUCCACCUAUAAUGAAGUCUAAUGAUCCUAUUCUCCACGGAUGAUAAGUCCAAUAAGCACCAAUUUGGGCCAAUUUAUUUUCGGAUGGCAUUUUUGUAAUUUUGUGGGCGUCAAAAGGCCAUUUUCUUUGGAUUUUGAAGGAUACAGAUCACGGAUUUGGCCUAAGGCUAUUCUUUACGAUGAUUAAGUCCAUUAGGCACCGAUUUGGGCGGAUUUAUUCCGGGUCAAUUUUUGGCAGAUUGCAAAGGGGUACCAUCACAGAUUUUGGGCGAUUUUUCCAAAAUGUCAUUUUCUUUCGAUUCUAGAGGCUACCGAUCACGGAAUCAGGACGAGGCUAUUCUCCACCGAUAAUGAAGUCUAUUGAUCCUA
Molecule: messenger RNA, 5030 nt
Organism: Linum trigynum
Lineage: Eukaryota; Viridiplantae; Streptophyta; Magnoliopsida; Malpighiales; Linaceae
Source: the annotation of a GenBank genome assembly